This is a messenger RNA of Apiotrichum porosum, 3006 nucleotides long. RefSeq lists its product as uncharacterized. The transcript is spliced from 15 exons. Bases 1 to 3006 code for a protein of 1001 amino acids. Lineage: Eukaryota; Fungi; Basidiomycota; Tremellomycetes; Trichosporonales; Trichosporonaceae. Gene Ontology annotation, molecular function: FAD binding; dipeptidyl-peptidase activity; monooxygenase activity. The record is from RefSeq and is a predicted model, not a curated record.
AUGACCAAAGCGCUCAACUCUCUCCUCACCACCCACGACGAAGGUACUUAUGUUGCCGAGAUCAACGUCGACAUUCCCCUCAUCAACCCUGACGGUCUCGCUCGUUGCAAUGUCUUUCGCCCUAAGGAUACCAAUGACGGUGCUAGGUACCCGGUUUUGAUGACCAUGGGACCUUACGGCAAGGACAUUCCCUAUAGCGACUUCCACCCAGCGUCCUGGAACGAUGUGCCAGAGGAGCAGCGCAGCAAGUACUCCGCUUGGGAGACUCCUGAUCCGUUUUUUUGGACCACGCAGGGUUAUGUCGUCGUUCGCGUUGACGAGCGCGGUCUUGGACAGUCCCCUGGCUUCAUGGACACGAUGAGCAGCUCGACUGCUUCCGAUUUUGCUCAGUGCAUUGAGUGGGCCGCUGUGCAGCCUUGGUGCAAUGGCAAGGUCGGACUUUUGGGUAUUAGUUACUAUGCCGGUUCGCAAUGGCGUGUGGCUGCCCGCCAGCCCAAGGGUCUUACCUGCAUUGUCCCUUGGGAGGGAAUGACAGACUACCUGCGUGACCGCUGCAGGCAGGGUGGUAUCUACUCCAACGGCUUUAUCUCCUUUUGGUGGAACCGUCAAGUCAUCACCAACCAGUACGGCCUGGCUGGCCGUGCCGCGCGAAGGUGGGGACCCGACACUAUCGAGGGUGACCUCCCUGCCGAUGUCCUCAAGGCCAACCGCAGGGAUCAAGUUAUCGACAACUCGGAGCACUGCUACUCUGACGACCCCUAUUACGCUUCCCGCGAGUACAACCUGAGCGAGAUUGAGGUGCCCAUGCUCAGUGUUGCCAACCUCGGCGGCAUUACCCUCCACCUGCGUGGAAAUGUGGUCGGUUAUCUCGAGGCUGGUUCCAAGAACAAGUGGCUUCACUUCGUUUCCGGACGUCACGACAUUCCGUUCUACCUCCCCGAGUACGUCGCCCUCCAGAAGUCCUUCCUCGAUGCGUGGCUCAAGGGCAAGGACGACCGCGGAUGGCUUGAAGGUCCAAACGUCAAGGUUCCGGCUGUCAACCUGCUGGCUCGCAAGGGCAACCCUGGAUUCAACAACACUGCUGCCGAGCGCACUUUCACCAGCCGGGAUGAGCAAGAGUGGCCGCUUGCCCGUACCGAGUACACAAAGUUCCACCUCCGUCCAGACACCAUGACCCUUGGAACUGAGCCUCAGAAUGAGGCAAGCACUCUGGAGACUGAGGGUCUCACCGGCCAGUCGUUCAAGUUUGAGACAGCUCCCUUUGAAGAAGAGACCGAGAUCACCGGUCACAUUCUUGCCAACCUCUGCAUGGGCGUUGACACCGCUCCUGACCUCGACGUCAUGGUCACGCUUCGUCAUAUUGACCCUAAGGGUGACGAGGUCUUUUACACUGGCUCCUCUGGUGACAACGUUCCCGUAUGCAAGGGACACCUCCGUGCUUCACUCCGCAAGAUUGAGACCUCCAGCCCUCGUCACAAGGACUUUCUGCCUUACCGCAGGUACGCCACCGCUGACCGCGAGUGGCUUGAGCCCCACAAGAAGUAUGAUCUUCUAGUCGAACUCUGGCCCACUAGCGUCACCGUCGACAGGGGCGGCAAGCUUAUCCUUGAAGUCUCGCCCAAGGACGAACAGGGCUCCGGCAAGUUCACUCAUAAUCAUCCUCUUGACCGCAAUGAGAAGACACACGGUGGCAUGAAUUUCCUCUACUUUGGUGAAGGCUUGGACAACUGGCUUCAGCUCCCCAUCAUCCCAAAGGCACCUAGGCCAUUCAAGACUAUUGUUGUGGGAGCAGGUAUCGCCGGUCUCACCACUGCCCUCGCACUCCGUGGUCCGGGCCAUGAGAUUCUCGUCCUCGAGCAGACCCGCAUGAAGACGGAGGUUGGUGCCGCAAUUCACGUGGCCCCCAACGCUUCCAAGAUUCUCAAGAAGCUGGGUGUCAACAUGCUCGAGCACCACGGUGUUAUUUGCAAGGGCUUGCACGAGUACGGUGCGGACAACCAGCUGCACAUGAAGGUCAAUGUUGAGCCCGAGAAGAUUGCCGGUGCCUCUUGGACACUCAACCACCGCGUUGACCUGCACAAUGCCCUCAGGGCCGCUACUUUGAGCAGGAAGGGCCCUGGUUCCGUUCCAGUCAUUCGCGGCGGCGCCAAGGUGGUGGCUGUUAACUGUGAUACUGGAACUGUGACUCUGGAGGACGGUGAAGUCGUGCAGGGUGACCUGAUUGUCGGCGCCGAUGGGAUCCACAGCCGCAUUCGUGAGGCUGUUACCGGCGAGAAGAUGAUUGCUUCUCCUUCAGGCCUUUCGGCCUACCGCUGCCUUCUGCCCCGUGACACCAUCAAAGAUAUUCCUGAGGCUAUCGAGCUCCUCAAUUCAGAGUUUGGCUACCUUAAGAUUCUUAUCACGGACAAGCAGGAGCGCAUCAUCAUGUACCCUUGCCGUGACCGCACUGUUCUCAACAUUGUUGCCGUGUGCCCCGACAGCUUUAUGACCGAGGAGUCGUCCCAGUCUUGGAACAAGGCCGGUAACACCAACGAGAUGGUGGCCGCUUUCAAGAGCUUCCCCCAAUGGCUCCAGACGCUUCUCAGCCGCGCUGAAGCUCCGGGACUCUGGCAGCUCCGUGACCAGGACCCACUUGACAACUGGGUUAAGGGCCGUGCCAUUGUCAUCGGAGAUGCAGCGCACGCCAUGCUUCCUCACCAAGGACAGGGCGGUGCCCAGGCCAUUGAAGACGGCGAGGCAAUCGGUGCCUUCUUCGACCAUGUACAGGGUGCUGUCUCGCUCGAGGAGGUCAACACUAUUCUCAAGCAGGUCUUUGACGUUCGCUACAAGCGCGCUUCGACUGUACAGGCCUUCUCCCGCGUCCAAGCCAUGCCCCCCAAGGAGGACAACGGUGGACACGUCAACAACUCCAAGAUGUUCAUGCCUUGGAACUGGAAGUACGAGGGCGCCAGGGACUGGCAGCAGAGGCAGAAGGAGGGUCGCGCUGACCUAGAUCUCGACUUGUAG